CAACAAAAGAGAAACAGCUGAGAAGAAAACAAGAAAAGAAAAACUGGAAGAAAUGAAAGAGUGAAAGACGAAAAGAGGAGAAGAAGAAACAAAAAGGAAUAAAAGACGAAGGACAAGAAGAAGAGAGGAGUAAUAAGAGACGACAGGAGGAAAAGUGUAAACAACAAUAAAGAAGAAGAAGAUGAAGAAGAAGAUGUGAAGAAACAGGAAGAAUAUCCAGAAAAAAAUGUCGGACGACAGAAAGGAAGAAGAAGAAGAGGAGGAGGAGGAGGAGGAAGAGGAGGAUGAGGAGGAGGAAGUGACCUGUCAGCCCCUCCCUCCUCCUCCCUCCUCUGUUGCCGUGGACGCGAUGAUGUCACUGAGGAGGCAGGACCUGGUGUGCAUCGUGUGCUUCGGCAGCUACGACCUAGCGACGCGGUUGCCGCGGCGACUGCACUGCGGCCACGCCUUCUGCCAGGCGUGUCUGAAGAGGCUGGACACAGUCAUCAACGAACAGGUGUGGAUCCCGUGUCCUCAGUGUCGACAGAACACGCCUCGGCCCAGAGGAGGAGCAGCGGGUCUGGACCUGGACUUGGCCUCCUUCCUGGGCGUGAAGGCCCAGCAGACCUGCACCUCCUCCUGCUCCCUGUCUUCCUGGAGCUCCGGCCGCAGGGAGGGGGCGCCGGCCGGAGACACAGCCCAGGACGGGAAGCUGUGGCUGGGGAAGGAGGUCACCGACGACAGCUGGUCGCACGGAGGUCUGGCCGAGCCGCGCUUCCAUCGCUACGGAAACUGCUGCCCGCCGCCGUCCUAUUGGCUGUGCUGCUGGUUCUGCUGCCCGGGGCGGGGCUAGGACUGACCAAUCAGUGUGUCCCGAGUCAUUUAUUGAUUUAUUUUUCAUUUUGGCCGGUUCCGUCCUCCAUACUUUCAGAGUGUUAACACAAACAUGUUAAGUUCUUCUUCUACCAGUAUUUAAUAUUAAUUGUAUUAUAAGUGGAAUAAAGACAAAGCUGCUGAGAAAGACAUAUUUAUUAAUAAUUACAUAUUUUACAAAAGUAGAACAUCAUUGCUUCUUUUUGGCCAAUCACAGGCGUCCUGCUGGGUUUCAACCAAUCACAGGCGUCCUGCUGGGUUUCAACCAAUCACAGGCGACCUGCUGGGUUUCAACCAAUCAGCGAGCUGAUGCUAAUGGCUCCGACAGCUCUGAUU
This is a messenger RNA of Sebastes umbrosus (honeycomb rockfish), 1188 nucleotides long. RefSeq lists its product as uncharacterized. Lineage: Eukaryota; Metazoa; Chordata; Actinopteri; Perciformes; Sebastidae. The record is from RefSeq and is a predicted model, not a curated record. The transcript has 3 exons. The coding region runs from base 227 to 832 and encodes 201 amino acids.